ACGCCGCAGAAGCGAAAGUAGCGGCGGCCCGGGGAGGCGGGGAGAGGAAGGAGGGGCGGGCGCGGGGCGACGGCGAGGUCGUGGCGCGGGCCCGGAAUGUCCGCAGCUAGCGGCCUCGGAGCCGCCCGGAGGCCACGUCCCGGCGAUGGCGCUGCGUCUGGUCGCCGACUUUGACCUCAGGAAGGACGUGCUCCCCUGGCUGAGGGCGCACCACGCGGGGGCCGGCGACGGCGCAGAUGUUUUGGAAAAUUAUGAGAGCUUACGUGUACUAAACGUUGAAAGAAAUGGAAAUAUUAUUUAUACCUAUAAGGACUAUAAGGGAAAUGUCUUCUUUGGAUUAUAUGACUGCCGGACCGGACAGAACGAGCAUCUGUAUACUUUUGAGAAAGACUUGCAAGUUAUCAGUGGCUCUGUCAACAGUGAGAGGACUUUGCUUGCUGCAAGUUUCGUUCAGUCUACUAAAGAAGGAAGAAGGAAUGAGCUUCAACCAGGAUCCAAGUGCUUGACUUUGUUAGUUGAAAUCCACCCGGUUAACAACGUGAAGGUUCUAAAAGCAGUGGAUAGCUGUGUUUGGGUGCAGUUCCUCUACCCGCAUGUUGAAAAUCGUCCACUCCCAGAGAACCAUCUAUUGCUGAUUUCAGAAGAGAGAUAUAUCGAGCAAUUUCACAUUCAAGUCGCCCAUGAAGAUGGAAAUAGAGUGGUGAUUAAGAAUUCUGGCCACCUCCCUAAAGACAAAAUAGCCGAGGAUUUUGUUUGGGCUCAGUGGGAUAUGUCGGAGCAGAGAUUAUACUACAUUGACCUGAAGAAAUCAAAAAGUAUUUUAAAAUGCAUCCAAUUUUAUGCCAAUGAGAACUUUAAUUUAAUGUUUGAAGCACCCUUGGACAUAUCAUUAAGUGACUCAGGAUUUAAGCUUGUCAACUUUGGAUAUGAUUAUCAUCAAGACCAAGAGAAAUUAUCCAAGCACCUGACUCUGUGUGUAUUCAGCAAUCAUACAGGAAGUUUGUGUGUAUGUUACAGCCCCACGUUUGACUCCUGGGACCAAAUCACAUAUUCGGUGUUUUAUUUUCAUAAAGGACACAGCAAGACCUUCAUGCCUGCUCUCGGGAAUCCUGGCUCACCUGUGACCACGGGCAUCACUUUUCUCAACCUCGACUACUACGUGGCUGUUUAUUUACCUGGUCAUUUCUUCCAUCUCCUUAAUAUUCAACACCCAGACAUGGCCUGCCACAGUCUGUUUCUGACAGGAAAUGACGAAGUGGUUGAUAUGCUACCUCGUAGUCCUUUACACUGCCUGUCGGGGUCCCUGGUACUGGAUUGGUGUUCUGGAAAGCUCUACAGAGCACACCUCAACCAGUCAUAUUUGUUACAGUUCCUGUGGAACACUUCCCAAGACUGUGAGAAGAUGGCUGCGUUGCACUGUUUACUCUCAUGUGGCCGAGACCUGAGGUCCCUGGAAGGCAAGAUUAUCCAGUGGAUUUCGGAGACUGUUCCUGCCUGCCAUUCCUUUGACCUCAUUCAGGAAUUUAUAAUUGCUUCUUCAUAUUGGAGCAUUUAUCCAGAGACAAGUAAUAUGGACAGACUAUUGCCGUAUUCCUCAGUGCUCACAUGGAAUACAGAAAUCCCUGGUAUCACCCUGGUGACGGAGGAGAUCGCUUUGCCUCUGAUGCGGGUGCACAGCUUUAAGGGCUACUGGGAGAAACUGAACUCCAACCUCGAGUACGUCAAGUACGCCAAGCCGCACUUACGCUAUAACAACAGCGUGGUCAGGAGAGAAUGGCAGAACCUGACUGCCGAGGAGAAAACAGGAAAAAGGAGGUCUGUGGCAUAUGUGCGGAAUAUUCUCGAUAAUGCAGUCAGGGUGAUUUCUAACCUAGAAGCGAGGAAUUUGGAGCCAAGGUUGAUACCCCUGCUGCAGGAAGAGGACGACCACCAGCGGCUGCUCAUGGGGCUGAUGGUGUCUGAGCUAAGAGACCAUCUUCUGAGACACCUCCAGGGCGUGGAAAAGAAGAAAAUUGAACAGAUGGUUCUGGACUAUAUUUCAAAAUUGCUGGACCUCAUGUGCCGCAUACUGGACACCAGCUGGAAGAAACACAACCUUAAUUCCUGCAUUCUCCACUUCAAUAGGCGUGGCAGUGCUGCUGAAUCUGCAGUCUUUCACGUCAUGACCAGGAUUCUGGAAGCUACCAACAGCUUGUUUUUACCUCUGCCUCCCGGUUUCCACACUCUGCACACCAUCCUUGGCGUGCGCUGCCUCCCGCUGCACAGCCUGCUGCAUUACAUCGAUAACGGGGUGCUGCUUCUCACCGAGACGGCUGUCACAAGGCUCAUGAAAGAUCUGGAUGACACAGAGAAAAAUGAAAAACUGAAAUUCAGCAUCAUCGUGCGGCUUCCCCCGCGCAUCGGCCAGAAGAUCUGUCGCCUUUGGGAUCAUCCUGUGAGUUCGAACAUCAUCUCGCGGGGCCACGUGACUCGACUCCUGCAGAACUAUAAGAAGCAGCCUUGGAAUUCUACCAUCGACAAGUCGUCUUUCAGUAUAGAAUUUCUGCCCCUGAACUACUUCAUCGAAAUUCUGACAGAUCUGGAAUCUUCCAACAAAGAUCUCUAUGCGUGUGAAGGACAUGACAACGUGGAUGCAGAAUUUGUGGAGGAAGCGGCUCUGAAACACACCAUGAUGCUUUUAGGCUUGUAAGAGCAAAUGCAAUUGGAUCUGCGCCCGGUAUUACAAUCUUGGUCACCAGCCUAUCUCCUGCUGGGAAUCCUCUAGCAAGACGGCAGACUGGUAACCCACAGGAGACUGCGGCACUGAGCCAGCCGAGCUGCAGCGCGGGGCUUGUUCAGACAGAACGCGGCUGCAUGUCUCGGGCCAGUUUUAAGGAGCUGGUGCACAAAUAUAGAGAAGUGAACAGUCCAAGGAGGCACGUGGCGGCACAAAGAAUGCUCUUCCCUGUAACGUCGCAGGCCAAACGCCGGUUUCUAUCACUCUCUGAAAUCAAAUAUGCUUUUAAAAAUGUAGGGAACAGUGCUUAGGAAAGUGAUAACUACGUGUGUUUCUGAAAAUAACAAGAUGAAAAAUGAAAUCUUAUCAAAGGACUCUACUUGGAAAGAAGAUAGGGAGUUUCAGAAACGCUGUGAAGGGGCAGACGCUUGGCCUGGCAGUGAAGCCAGCACCUGGGACACCCACUUCCCACACCAGAGUCCCUGGGUUCGAUGCCCGGCUCCAGCUUCUCGCCCGUGCAGACUCUGGAGGGCGGCAGUGAUAGCUCAAGCGAUUGGGUUCUUGCUACCAGCUUCAUCCCAGGUCAGGGGCCACUGUGGGCAUUUGGGGAGUGAAAUAGCAGGUGGGUGUUGCUGCUUUUACUUUGAAUUUGGUUUUACUUAAAUUUUACAGAAACCUGAUUGGAGUUAAGUAUGUAAUUAUAAGUAAAGUAACAAUUUCUACAAAAAUACACAUGUAAUGUCAGAAGGUGCUUCUUCAUCUUUGCCUUUCAAACAAAACUUUUAAGGUCCAUGGAAAAUGGAGUUAACAUUUUUGUUGGAAAAUCCAUGUAUAGAUUUUAUGACUUCUUUUCCAUGAACUCUUGGAAGAUUGUUUAUAUGAAUGGAAUUUUU
Messenger RNA from Oryctolagus cuniculus (rabbit), 3609 nucleotides. It is a transcript of the gene GSAP, whose product is annotated as gamma-secretase activating protein. Gene Ontology annotation, cellular component: trans-Golgi network. Lineage: Eukaryota; Metazoa; Chordata; Mammalia; Lagomorpha; Leporidae. The record is from RefSeq and is a predicted model, not a curated record. Gene Ontology annotation, biological process: positive regulation of amyloid-beta formation.